Molecule: messenger RNA, 1881 nt
Organism: Penicillium canescens
Lineage: Eukaryota; Fungi; Ascomycota; Eurotiomycetes; Eurotiales; Aspergillaceae
Product: putative GABA permease
Exons: 5
Coding region: 262-1842 (526 amino acids)
Biological process (GO): transmembrane transport
Cellular component (GO): membrane
Molecular function (GO): transmembrane transporter activity
Source: RefSeq, a predicted model, not a curated record
AUGCUGUACAUCUAUAUGAUAUCAAAUCCAGCCCAAGAAGGGGGCCGCAAAAGCCGACGAAGUGUAUCAUGCGAGCGGAUCGCUCAAAGAGGGGAAUCCUGGGGCGUAACCUAGUGGAUACAGAGACAUGCGGGCGCGUCUUGGAGCGAGCUUAAUAUGUAAAACUUUUCAUACCUCAUCAUCUUUGCCCCUCCAUGUCUACUUGAAUUUUUCUUUUCUUUUUGGUCCUCUCUUUAUCUGGUCGCUCACAGUUCUAUAGUCAUGGUCUCUACAAAAGCCCCGGGGCUGGAAGCCUUGGACAUGGAGCUACAGAGCGUCGGUCAGAAUGUCCCUCAAAAUCCAAACGCUGGGACUGCAUUGGACAACAGUGAUAUGCACCGGAUGGGAAAGGUCCAAGAACUAAAGAGAAACUUACGACCCGUGGCUGCUCUAAGUUUUGCUUCUGUUUUGCAGGCAACAUGGGAGUUUAUUUUAAUCUCGAAUUCAGAAGGGUUGUCAAAUGGAGGGUUACCUGGCAUGUUUUGGUCCUAUUUAUGGACUUUCAUAGGCUUCGGUUUCAUUAUUGCCUCACUUUCUGAAAUGGCCUCGAUGGCACCAACUUCUGGCGGACAAUACCAUUGGGUCUCUGAGUUUUCUUCGCCUCGACAUCAAAAAUUUCUAAGUUAUAUCACAGGCUGGAUGUCAGUGUUAGCAUGGCAAGCUGGUGCAGCUUCUGGAUCCUUCCUAACUGGAACCAUCAUACAGGGUCUGAUCAGUGUCCGAGAUCCAACUUAUGAGCCACAGGGCUGGCAAGGCACACUUUUUGUAUUUGCCAUGGUCUUGGUCAUAUACAUCUUCAAUGUGUACGGAGCCGAUGUGAUGCCAGUUCUGAGCAAUCUCUUGAUGAUUCUUCAUGUUCUGUCGUGGGCAGUGAUCUUGAUAGUCCUUUGGGCUAUGGCACCUCGGCAACCCGCAGAAGCUGUUUUUGUUACAGGGUGGGAGAACAUGGGUGGCUGGUCGACCAUGGGAUUGAGUGUGAUGAUUGGACAAAUUUCGGCUAUUUAUGGCUCCUUGAGUUCUGAUGCAUGUGCCCAUAUGUCAGAAGAGGUCAAAGACGCUGCGAGGAAUGUGCCCAUCGCUAUUGCUUGGGGCUACUUUAGUAAUGGCAUCAUGGCCACCGUUUUGCUCAUUACUUUCCUCUUCGCUAAUCCGUCCGUGAAAGAUUCAUUGGAUGAUAUUACCGGGUUCCCAUUCCUCUACGUUUUCAAAAACGCAACCUCUACAGCUGGAGUGAAUGGUUUGACGGCGAUUAUAUUACUGCCCGUUAUCUUCAGCAAUAUUCUCUUCAAUGCCUCCACCUCCCGCCAAACCUUUGCCUUUGCUCGAGACAACGGUCUACCGUUUUCUCGCUGGAUCGGUAAGGUUGACGCCAAGCGCCAGAUUCCGGUGAACGCCAUUGCUCUAUCCUGCAUUAUCAGCUGUGCGCUUUCUCUCAUUAAUAUUGGAUCUGACACUGCGUUCAAUGCUAUUAUAUCCGUGAAUGUCGCUGCACUGAUGUAUACAUACAUCAUUUCAAUCAGCUGUGUCAUCUAUCGAAAGAUCCGGCAUCCCGGAACACUUCCACUUCGUCGCUGGGAUAUGGGACGAUGGGGUUUGGCCGUUAACAUUAUCGCUCUAUUCUAUUCCCUUUUUGCGCUAUUCUGGUCAUUUUGGCCAGGCGAUGUUGCAGUAACUCUGGACAAUUUCAACUGGAGCGUGGUUAUAUUCGGUGCAGUUUUUUUACUGAGCUUGGGAAUGUACGUGAUUAAAGGACGGAAGGAAUAUGUUGGACCUGCGGCGAUUGUGGAAAAGCAUGAGGACUAGUCGUACCAUAAUAGGGGCUAGACACAAUGAAGUUUAUUU